This is a messenger RNA of Suncus etruscus (white-toothed pygmy shrew), 1314 nucleotides long. RefSeq names its product mas-related G-protein coupled receptor member X1-like. Gene Ontology annotation, molecular function: G protein-coupled receptor activity. Gene Ontology annotation, biological process: G protein-coupled receptor signaling pathway. NCBI's taxonomy places the organism in Eukaryota, Metazoa, Chordata, Mammalia, Eulipotyphla, Soricidae. Bases 1 to 1314 code for a protein of 437 amino acids. The transcript has 3 exons. Gene Ontology annotation, cellular component: membrane. The record is from RefSeq and is a predicted model, not a curated record.
AUGAGUCCACACCUUCCAAGCUGCAAACUUGUUGCCCUUAAAGCUCUAGCAGACUUAUUAUUGUGUCUCUCCAUUGAUUUUUCCUCAAGCAGGAAAGGAACUGGACCUUGGAGGCUACAAUUUGAAGAACUGCUCUGUGUGGAGUUCUGCUAUAGCAAGCUCACCUCAGAUUUAGAAAACUCUCAGAAAACCAGAGAAGCUGCCCAAAAACUUGAUAGGAUUCCCUUCGGCACCAAGUUGCACUCCUUUUUCUGCAGGCUCCAUUCCAGGACAGAGAAAUUGAAUUCAAGUGGAGUGUUUUUGAGCAUGGAUCCAACUGACUCAGCCUGGACUACCGAACCUACAAUGAAAAAUGAAAGUUGUAGUGUCUUUCAACCAACAAUUAACUUGGAACGCUUAAUGCCAGAAUUAUUGAUAGUCACCAUUGCCCUGAUUGGACUGGUAGGAAAUGGUCUUGUGCUCUGGCUCCUGGGUUUCCAGAUGCAGAGGAAUGCUUUCUCUGUCUACAUCCUCAACUUGUCAGGCUCUGAUUUUCUUUUCCUCUCUGUCCAGUGUAUAUACCACCUAGGGUUACUUAUUACUAGAAGUGUUUCAAUGUCUGACUCCAUCAACAGAUUAGUUAUCUCAGUAAGAAAUUUAGCCUAUAUGACAGGCCUGAGCAUUCUUAGUGCCAUCAGCACUGAGAGAUGUGUGUCAGUCCUGUGGCCCAUCUGGUACCACAACCGUCCAAAAAACAUCUCAGCUAUCAUAUGUGCCCUGCUCUGGGCUUUGUCCCUGUUGUUGACCAUGUUAAAUGAGGCAUCCUGUGGCAUCCUGUUUGGUAAUUACAAUAGAAAUUUGUGGCGACGUAUUAAUAUUAUCAUUUCUGUGUGGCUGAUUUUUUCAUGUCUGGUUCUCUCUGGUUCCAGCCUGACCUUAUUGAUCAGAUUGCUAUUUGGCUCCCAGAGGAUAAAGCUGACCAGGCUGUAUAUGACCAUUGGACUUACAGUGAUGGUCUUCCUCCUCUGUGGCCUGCCAUGGGGCAUCCACUGGUUCCUUUUUUAUUGGUUUUUAGAACAGUGUGAUACAUUCUUAAAAUUCAACCGGAUUAUGUAUGUGCUAACCUGGAUCAACAGCUGUGCCAACCCCAUCAUUUACUUCUUCGUGGGUUUUUAUAGGCAGAGGCAACAGAGACACAUAUUCAAUCUUAAAUUUAUUCUGCAGAGGGCUUUUCAAGAUGUUCCUGUGCUGGGUAAACAUGAAGGCAGCCUUCCUCAGGAGUCUCUGGAGAUCUCAGAAAAAGUCACAUUCACUAAUUCUGAGUCACUAAUGUAG